Penicillium waksmanii is the source of this 2088-nucleotide messenger RNA. Its product is annotated as fungal specific transcription factor domain-containing protein. Gene Ontology annotation, biological process: DNA-templated transcription. Gene Ontology annotation, molecular function: DNA binding; zinc ion binding. NCBI's taxonomy places the organism in Eukaryota, Fungi, Ascomycota, Eurotiomycetes, Eurotiales, Aspergillaceae. The coding region runs from base 1 to 2088 and encodes 695 amino acids. The transcript is spliced from 3 exons. The record is from RefSeq and is a predicted model, not a curated record. Gene Ontology annotation, cellular component: nucleus.
AUGAGAGGAAGUGAUCGCUCCCUACCAUCCUGUCUCUUAUGCACCAAGCUACAUCGUAGCUGCGUAUACCCAACCCUCCGUCUCAAACCUGGCCCGAAAGGUGACUCAUCCCAACGGUUGCGGGAGGAUCUCUCGAUGAAUCGGGCUCGGAAACGCUCUAUCGAGAAGAGUCCUUCGCUUAAAGAUCAUUUCAACAAUCUCGAGGGCACCGGCUGUGACUUCCGUCUUCAUGAUGAGGAUUCAUCGAACGAGAACAGUGCGGAGUCUGAUGACAUUCAAUUCAAUUCCAUCGACGUGGAAUCUAAUUUUGUCAAGGCCAUCGGUCUUUCUGCUUUAAUCCACCCUACACAUGAUCUUUGCUUGCUUACUUUGCCCAUGAAACAAGAAACAAUAUUAUCCGGAUCUAUUUUGAAUCUUGCUGGAGCUCAGAGUUUACUUAUGGACGCCUGCGACGCCUUUGGUCUAUCACUUGAGGGCUUCCAACACUUAACGGAUAUUUACUUUGACUCUAUGACUGAAUUUUCCCUGUUUCAUCGGUCUUCAUUUGGAAAUAAGAUCCAGAACAUCAAGAAUCCUGGCCACCUCCAGGCUUUGUUCGCGUCUAUGUUUGCAUAUUCUGCCACUUUUCAUAUCGACGACGCUGUUGAUCCUAUGACCCACAUUUGGACUUCGCCAUGCACCCCUGAUCCAAUGAGUUUCCACAACCUAGCAUUGAAAUUGAUUAACAAAUCCCUGGAUGAAUGUUCUGACCAGGCUCCAAGCAUUUGUUUGCUUCAAGCCAUGGUUCUGAUCACCUUUUGUGAACUGACAAAAGGCGUCCGUGGCCGAGCGUGGAGGCUCCUAGGCUCAUGUGUCCGGGUAGCGUACGAACUUCACCUGCAUCUAAUCGACUACGAAGCGCGUGACGAAUAUUUCAAGGUAGGUCGUGAUCUCUCACGUUGGAUUGCGGACGAGGAGCGACGACGAUGCUGGUGGGCUAUCUGGAAAAUGGACAACUUCGCCAGCGUCAUUCGGCGAUGUCCCACCGCCAUCGACUGGAACAUGAUUGAUACCUAUCUUCCUGUCUCGGACGAACUUUGGUUUAACAACCAAUUCCAACGGAGUUGCUUCCUCGAAAGGGAACCGACCACUCGAGCAGAAAUAUUGAAAAGCUGUGGGAAUGAUGGUGCAGAUGCCUGGCUGAUUGUCACCAGCUCCAUCAUGAGGGAUGCGCAGGUGCUCCUCAGAGGGAACCUCCGAGGAGUAUUGCUAGAUCUGGACCCUCAUAACGCUUCCGAGCAACUCCUACACUACUUCCACAAUUCCUUUUGCAGAAAGAGAACAGACAAAGACUCGGCACAAUUGAAAACUUUGAUUCGGGCUCUGCGGAAUACAAUCGCAAGUUUACCGAAAUUCCUUGUUUAUUAUGGAGAAUACCUUGACUUCGGCUUCAAACUUUUGGAGAGGAAACGUGACUCUGAAACCAGACGAAUGCACAGCGCGAAGUACAACAUCCAUCUCACGAUGAAACUAGCGCAAUUUAUGAUUUACCAUCACUACGCUUUUGGUGAAAUCGUCUCCGGCGUAAUAUUCACAGAGAAGGACACCAAACACGAGCCCUUGCUGUCAGAGGAACAAACAACCGAAAACGCGCUAGGGCUUGAGCAGUGUCUUCAGGCCGCCGAUGAUAUUUAUAUCCUUACUUCCCAAUGUCCAGAGGAUCAUGUUAAAUAUGUGAACCCUUUUCUUGCUAGUACAGUCUGGCUUUCCGCGUCGCUUCAAGUCUUGCGGAAGCUAUUCGGGAAAAGAGAAGAUCUCGAGGAGACGCUAUCAAAAUAUGCAAUAUUACGUGCAACCUGCGAACGAUACACUGCGUUUUGGAAUACACCUCUGACAUUGUUAGAAAAUCUGAACUCUCUGGAAGCCCGUCUGAGUCCAUACUGCAACUCCCCCCCCGAGUACAAGUGCCCCUCACGAUGUCCCCCACAAUUUGAAUAUGCCCAUGUCCUUCGGCAUGGCUGGAGAAACUCAAAUUCGAAACCCCAGUACUCUAGCCAAUGGAUACAACAGCCCUCAGCAGGGUCUACGGCCAUGUCUUCCACGAGUUGA